UAUUUAUUGAAAAUUCAAUGGAGUGUAGUUACGAGUACUUGUGCUGGAUUGGUGACAGCAGUACUGUAGCUACGUAUUCCCAAUUUCAUUCUUGUAAACAUUGCGUUUGAAUUUAAGGAAGUAAUCGCUUUCUCGUAUGAAAUCACUUCAUAUAUAUAAUUUAGCGAAAACGUAUGUUUAAUGGAGACGUUUGGUCGUCAGAGAAUUCCCUUAAAGAUUGAAUAAUAUGUGAUUUUCUUUGGGAUCGACAGAGUAUGGAUACAGCAUUCUUGGUUGGGCAGUCCAUGGUACAUUAAAUAAGUGUAAUGAACUUAGUAUUUUACCAUGGAACAAAUAGAUGAAGUACAAAACAAUACAGUUGAAGUUCAAUCGGUACCAGUAAUAGAUUUAUCUUCUGCGGAGUCAGAAUCAAAUGAGGAUGUGACAAUUAUUGGAAACAUUCCUGAGGAUCAGGAAAAUUGCUCCAAAGAUUAUACAGACAAUGUAAUGGAAGCUCCUUUCUCAAAGAAUGAAUGUGAUUUAAACAUUUUGGUACGCAAAGUUGAUAUUGAUGAAGAAGAAAUAAUGAAGAAUGUUGAUGCUAAUGUAACUAGUGAGUUGCAUCGAGAAACAGUUAAUAAUGAUAUAGAAGAGGCAGCUCAAGCUGGUACACAAGAGAAAGUUAAUAAUGACACAGAAGCUGACAAUGACCAUAGUGUACAGAAUGUGGUAAAAACUGAAAAAAAACAAACUACAGUAUCAAUUGAUGCUGAAGACAUCGAAAAAUGUGCAGAUAAGGAAUCCUCAAAUAAAGAUGAUUUUAUUGAUUCAAAUGACGAUCGGGAACUCAGCACAGAUAAGAAUAAAUAUCAAAAUCUUGAAAAAGAUGUUUGUACGGUAAUAGAUAUAAAUACAACUGAUGAUACCAAUACUCAGUGUCAAACGUUAAUUAAAUCUCUUAGCCAGACAUUCGAAAACAAAGACCAAUCUCUGCAUGUUGCGGAUACAGAAACAGAUUUAACUAAAUUGGUUGAUGAUAAUUCAGAAGUUAUGGUAGUAACUGUAGAAACAGUACCCCUCAACGAUUCAAAUGAAGCUCCUAAAGAAAAAAUUGUUGUAACCAUGCAUGAAAAAGAUAUUUUAGUAAAUGCAAAUAAAAAUGACCUUUCACAAAAAGAAAAGGAAACAGAGAAAAAUAAAAUUAUAAACGAACAAUUCGAUUUGAUAGAAUAUAGUCAAGAAACUGAUGGAACUAUCAUUGAGGUGAUUUCAACAGAAGUAAUACAAUCAGAGGUUUCUAAAGCAUGUACUCAAGAAGACAAUGAACUGAUUUCAAAACUUACCACUUCUGGAAUUGAUCUUGUAACAUCAACCACAUCUGAAGUUGCCACCAGUUCACAGAUUAUAGGUACUGAUGUAAUAAUUAAUGAAGACAAGAUAAAAAGUACAGGUACUGACAAACUUGGAGAAAAUGAUACAGAAGCACAGUUAGAUAAUGAUAUCAAGACUGGCACAUGUGAUCAUUCAAAUAGAAGUAAUGUAAAAAAAGAACCUGAUGAUAUUAAAGUUAAUAUCCCUACAAAUGUGGAUAACUCAAAAAAAGAGUGUAAAAUAAAUAAGGUAAAUAAAUCAGUUUCAACAACUAACAAAAGAAGCGUAAUUCAAGAUAUUUUUGAUGACUGGGGCGAUGAAAAUGCAGAGGAGGAUAAUCAGUCAAUUUCUAAAGAGCAUGAUACUGUGGAAAUUGAAUUAAAAAGCUUGUUAGAUGACACACGAUCAAGUCAAGCUGUGGAAGAAGAUACAAUACUAAUUCUUAAUGAAGAAAGUAUAGAAAAAGGGGAUACAGAUACUGGGAAGACUGUAAAAGUUAUUAAAGGUAAUAAAGAAGUACAAAUAUCAAAAGAGCAGGCAGAUAAUAAUCAAAGUGUAAAAAAGCAACAACGUUUUGUUAAAUCAUUGAAAAAGGAUCCAGUAAAUUUUACAGUGUCACAGAACUUUGGAAAGUCUGUAAAACACACAACACACGAUUCUAUUACAUUUAGUCAAACAUCGUCUCAAGCAAAGAUUAUACCUCUUGCUAAUCGUGGUCGUAAUUUGACUAGUCAAAUAGCUUCACCAGCCGAAGUGACGGAAGCGUUAAAAGAACGGCUUCGUGAGAAACAAAAAAUUGUGGAAGCACCACCUGGACCCGAUAUAUUUUUCGUUAAGAAACUAACUCAGAGAUUAUCAAGUAAACUAGCAGGUGGUCCAAUGAGUACUUUACCAGCACUUAUACCAUUGCCUCAGCCUUCAAUUCAAUCAUGCACUCCUACAGACAAAAAGACUACAGAAAAUAUAAGUACUGAUGCGAAUAAAGAUACUAGUAAAGAAAUUAAUACACAAACUACUGAAGCAGAUAAUAAAGAAAGUAACUCUGAUAAUAAGGAAUUAUUGGCAAUAUUAGAAGGUGAUGUGGAUCCUGAUUGGUCAAAUUUGAAACCACCAACGCUAACAGAAGAAGGAAAGGGUCCAGUGAAUGUUGAAGAAACUGGUCCUAAUACACCUCCAAAACUUGAUCCUUUAGUCGAAAGGGAGUUAGCAUUAAAGCAACUUCUGGAAUUACCUAUCAUACCUGUUAAGAAAGCUGCCUCGCGAAAGAAAAAAACAUUUAAAUCUGCACCUGGUAAAACUGCUAAAGAUAUAGAAGGAAAAUCUCCCGAAGUAACAAAGGAAAUUGUUAGUAUUGACUUAGCAGAUGAUUCUACAGAACCAAUUUUAAACAAUACAAGACCAGAUACUGGAACAUCCCCUGUAAUUAUUGAAAAUACACUAGAGAAGAGUGUAGAAUCGGCUUCGAGAGAACUACGAAUAGAUGAAUCAAGAUCAGGUAGAAAACGAAAACUUACGGAGAAAGCCAGAGAGCAUGAAGAACAGCUGAGUAUUGUAAAACGUCAGAAGGUAUACAAAAGUAAAGUUUCAUUGAACAAGAAACAGCCUCUAGAAAAUGAAGUACAGCCUCCAGCAAAUACAAGCUUAACUACUGAGAAUGAUGUUCUGAAAGAGAGUAUUGCACCUGCUGAGACUGUAAGUAAUGAAGCUGAUGUUACAAUAACAAAAGAAAUAAUAAAUAAAGAGCUUACAAGUGAAAUCGACCUAACAUCGAAUAAACCUGAGGCCAUACCUGUAAAACGGCCAAAGCAGAGUCUCAGCAAGAAGGGAUCUCAGUCUAUUCCUAAAAGAAGCAUGGUAGUGAAGAAAAUAUUGAAACAAAAUAUGUCUUCUGGUAAGAAGGUUGCUUUGAAGACAAAAUUGAGUACAUCGUCAAAAAAAUCGGCAUCAAAAGUCACUUCAAAAUCUAAGCAAUCAACACAGAGUAGUUCUGGAGAUUCUAAACCAAAGAAGAAGCCAAUUAAUGAAAUAGAUAGAUUGCUUCAAGACGAAGGCGUUGUAAAUUUGCUGUACGAUGUAGAACAACCAGACAAAAAACGACUAAUUCCUAUCACUAAAUCUCAAGCAAAAGUUAUGGACAUUCAAAAAGUACAACGUGAGCUUAAUUUUAGAAAAAAAUUAGUACGCAGCGCUGUUCUAAGAUUACGUACUGCAACAACAGGUGUGUCAAAAGUUUCUCCAAGGUCUAAAAGGACCACGAUACACGGUAGUGAUAUACAAACGGAUAAAAAAGUGGGAGAACAAGCUGCCACAGUCAAAUCAAAUGCUACACCUCAACAAGAAUUUAUUUUACCUGCAAAAAUAAGGAAUGCAGCAGAUGCAUCUGUUAUAAUUAGAAGACAUUCAUCUAGCUCUUUUUCUAGUGCGUCUGGAAGUCCUAGAGUUAGCAUUGAUAGUCCCGAAAAAAUUGAGGGAACUAAAAACGAUGAAGCAGGUUCCCAUUCCCUGAGAUCCACAAAGAGAAGACUUUCAGAUGAAGGGACAAAUGCGAAAAAGAGUAAAAAGAAAGUUGUACAUAAAGGUGAUAUAGAAAGUAUGGUUGCCAACAGUGUAGAUGAUAAAGCAGUUCGUCCGACUAAAAAGUCAGAUUCCAAAAAAGGUGAUAAGAAUUCCAAACAUGCUGAUGCUACUAUUACAGAGGAAACCAGUUCAGGCAAAGUUAUAACAAGGUCGAAUGGUACAACUACAGGAAACGCAAAUAUUGCCAAGAUAUUAGAAUUGGAUAAUAGCAAAACAAAAACAGAAUCGCGAAAUCAAUUCAGUAAUAAAGAGAUAAAUGUACGGCGACACGGUAAUCUUGUGCAACUAAUUCUCACUCCAUCGUCUUCAACAAAAUUACGAAACGCCCUUACACUACAAAUGAUGCAAGAGUUUCGUGAAACGUUAUCGAUCCUGAAAAAAGAUGAUGACUGUAGAGUUGUUUUGUUAACAUCCACUGGUAGCAGUUUUUGUGAAGGUCUUGAACUUUCUAUGUUACUACAUACUAAUACAGAAGAGCGACGAAUUCAGGCCCAAGAAAUGGCAGACGCUGUUAAAGACUUCAUUAAAAGUUUAGCUACGUUUAAUAAACCGAUUGUUGCUGGAGUUCAGGGCGCUGCAGUAGGACUUGGAGUAACAAUGUUGCCUUUGUUUGAUCUCGUGAUAGCUAGUGAUAAAGCAACGUUUAGUACUCCUUAUGGAAAAUUAGGACAAAUUGCCGAAGGCGCUGCUGUUUUCACUUUGUCACAUAUACUGGGAAGUGCAAUUACAAGUGAAUUACUUUUGGGUGGUAGAACUCUAACAGCUAGUGAAGCAUUAAGGGCUGGUCUGGUUACAAGAGUCCUGUGGCCUGACAGAUUUCAAGUUGAACUUCUACCAACUUUGAAGGCUAUGAGUGAACAAUCUUCACAGUCCAUGGAAGCUACAAAGGCUUUGCUGCGUCACAGCUUAAGAAAAAAAUUGGACGCGGCAUUGGAAUCGGAGACCUAUUUGCUAAUCCAGCACUGGUGUUCCACAGAAUGUCAAACUGCCAUAAAGGCUUACAUGGAUGGCAAAGUCCAGUGAACAUUCAAAUGAUACUCAACGAUUUGAAUGGAAGUACUAGCCACAUAUUUCGACACUACAACUAGUAUUGUAAAUUGGGCACGAAGAAUAAUAACAAGAUAAUUAAUUUGGGAGACAUUAAAGUGAGAAAAGGAGUCGUGACUCUGGUGCGUUAUUUUGCAUCAACGCACGAUUAUUUUUAAGAUAAAACGUAAAGAUAUCGAAACAUUCGAUCAGAUGGACUAUUUUAAUAUUAGAUCAUUUAAGCAAAUACAUAUAUACUUU
Molecule: messenger RNA, 5214 nt
Organism: Dufourea novaeangliae
Lineage: Eukaryota; Metazoa; Arthropoda; Insecta; Hymenoptera; Halictidae
Gene: HIPP1
Product: serine-rich adhesin for platelets
Exons: 8
Coding region: 325-4950 (1541 amino acids)
Source: RefSeq, a predicted model, not a curated record